AUGCUAAUUGCCAACCAUUCCAGCUUUAUGGCCUUCACUUUGAUGGGCAUCCCUGGAUUAGAGUCACAGCACCUGUGGCUGUCUCUUCCUUUCUCCUCCAUGCUUUUGAUUAUCCUUAUUGGCAAUGGUGCUAUCCUGUUCCUGGUGGCCACAGAACCCACAUUACACACACCAAUGUACCUGCUCCUGGCCCUGCUAAUGGUGGUUGACCUCAUAUCCUCCUUGACUCUGUUGCCCAAGCUCCUCUGCCUCUUCUGGUUCAAUGAUCGGGACAUAGCUAUCAAUGCCUGUCUUACUCAGAUGUUUUUCAUCCACGGGGCAUCUGUGGUACGAUCAGCCCUACUCGUUGUAAUGGCCUAUGACCGCUUCGUGGCUGUGUGUGAGCCCUUACGUUAUAACACAAUUCUGAGCCAUUCCUUAGUUGGACGCCUGGGACUGCUGGCUCUAGCCAAGGGUGUGAUUCUCGUUCUGCCUAUGCCUCUGCUGCUUCAAAGGUUGACCUUCUGUCAGGUGGUCAUACCUCACACCUACUGUGACCACAUGGCUGUGGUAAAAAUGGCCUGUGGCCACACCAGACCCAAUCGUAUUUACGGGCUCUUCGUGAUUCUGCUCGUGGUGGGCCUUGAUCUGCUGCUCAUUGGCUACUCUUAUGGUCUCAUCCUGCAGGCAGUGAUACGUCUCAGCUCUCGAGAGGCCACCUUCAAAGCCCUGAACACCUGUUCAGCCCACAUCUUUGUCAUCCUUAUCACCUAUAUACCAGCACUUUUUUCUUCUCUCACCCACCGCAUUGGUCGCAAUAUCCCUCCUCACGCCCACAUCCUCCUCGACAAUCUCUAUCUUCUCUUGCCCUCAAUGCUCAAUCCCAUCAUCUAUGGUAUCAAAAUGAAGGAAAUACGGGACAAGGUGGUCAAAUGCAUGUCCAGAGGAACCGUGUAG
Molecule: messenger RNA, 936 nt
Organism: Erinaceus europaeus (western European hedgehog)
Lineage: Eukaryota; Metazoa; Chordata; Mammalia; Eulipotyphla; Erinaceidae
Product: olfactory receptor 52P1-like
Exons: 1
Coding region: 1-936 (311 amino acids)
Biological process (GO): G protein-coupled receptor signaling pathway
Cellular component (GO): membrane
Molecular function (GO): G protein-coupled receptor activity; olfactory receptor activity
Source: RefSeq, a predicted model, not a curated record